AUGGAAUCGACUUUUUCGCUGAAUUCUAAGAAUAGCCAAUCAAAAACAUCUCAGUAUUCUUUAGGAAAGAAGUUUGGGCAUAGAAGGGCUGCUACACUUCGUCAAGAUCUUGAGAAGACUAUUGCUAUGGAGAAAUUGCUGAAAAAUAAAGAGAUAGGGGAAAAGUAUUCUCAAAUUAGAAGGAAGAAGACUAAUGCUACCCAUAAAUCAAAAAAUCUUAGCAAUAUGACUUCUCAAACCUAUAAAGGGACUCCUAAAAUAAUAUAUACCUACCAAUCGGACCUUGUAUCGGAGCUUGAAGUUGAUAUUCAAAAUAUGAACAAUGAGUUUGGAAUUAAAGAGUCCCAAUUGUCACUAGAAAUAGAUAUGCUCUCUACAAAACUUGAAGAGGAAAAGAGCAUAAAUACCAGCACUAAAAAGAUACUUGACCUCCACAAUAAAUAAAGUCGAACUUAUAGUCAAAAGAAUCGACCACAAUAUUGCCUCCAGUCAUAAAGCUAUCCAUCGCCAUAAAGUCUCUAUUGGUUCAGAAAAUGAGAUUUUCGCCAAAAAUGCCAAUACCAUUUUCUCCAAUGAAUCUUCUAAGGUAGAUAAAAAGUGUAAACAGAGUAAGCCUCUAAGCCUGGAAGAGAACUGUAGCAUGCUUCAGCAAAAGAUAGAGGAACUUCUACAGGCCCACAAGCAACUUAGAGAUCAAUUGAAGGAAAAUAGGAACCAGGGAGAGGAGAGUCUGGAAGAGAUAAGCGAGAAGGCAAAGAGACUCAACCUCGACUUAAUGUUGGAAUCAGAGAAUUUUGAAAAUUACUCACAACAGUUAGAUCUAGGAGAAUUAAAAGAAAGAUGCAUCACUCCUUCUGGUUUGUAUUUCACAAUUUCUCAUCAAACUCCUUUUGGAAAUAUUCUUUUUACUGGUAAAGAUACCGGAGAGAAAGAAGUUUAUGAUAAAUCAGGCUAUUUAACCACAGGGAAGAAUAAAGUAAAUGAAAAAAUAUCUACUCACAGCAGACACAAAUCAUUUAAUCAAAAGCUUGUAAAUAGCUCACAAAGUACAAAAGAUUGCCUAUCCUCAGAGUGGGAAGAUGAUAAAGAUAUUACCAAUUGCACAAAAUGAGGCACUAAAUUUUGGCUGCUCUCCAGAAAACACCACUGCAGAAUUUGUGGUAAAAUAUUCUGUGGCAACUGCAGCAAAUUCUCAGUCCUCCUCAAAGGAUCAAAGGAAAGAUCUUGCCUUACAUGAAAAGAAAUGAUACAAGAAAGAACUCAUCUCUAAAAUUUCGUCUUCAAUUGAAAAAUUU
This is a messenger RNA of Moneuplotes crassus, 1295 nucleotides long. The record is from the annotation of a GenBank genome assembly. NCBI's taxonomy places the organism in Eukaryota, Ciliophora, Spirotrichea, Euplotida, Euplotidae.